AUGACUGUGGCUAUCACUCCUAAUCACAACAUUGCUGCCAUUAUCUCGUCUUUCUUCUAUGCAAUUUGGAAUCUCUUUUCUGGAUUUAUCGUCCCACGUCCGAGGAUCCCUAUCUGGUGGAGAUGGUAUUACUGGGCAACUCCGGUCGCUUAUACCUUGUAUGGUUUAAUAGUAUCACAAUUUGGAGAGAUUCAGGAUGUGAUGGACACUGGUGAUACAGUAGAACAAUUCUUCAAAGAUUACUUUGGGUUCGAAUACAGUUUUCUUGGAGUCAUUGCUGGAAUAAUUCUUGCUUUCAACGUCCUUUUUGCCUUCAUCUUUGCCUAUUCUAUCAUGGCAUUCAACUUCCAAAGGAGAUAA
This is a messenger RNA of Fraxinus pennsylvanica, 360 nucleotides long. NCBI's taxonomy places the organism in Eukaryota, Viridiplantae, Streptophyta, Magnoliopsida, Lamiales, Oleaceae. The record is from the annotation of a GenBank genome assembly.